AUGGGUGAUCAGUUUUUGUCGUUGAAAACAUGGAUUGAUACGUUUGACAAAAUUGCAUACAGGGUCAAGAGAUUUGGAGAUGAUUGUGGGCCUAUGUGUGGGCCCCUCAGUGGGCCUUGCGGAACCACAAAUGACUGGGUUUCUUACCAAAAGAUCCCAGCCGAAUCAAGAAGUGAUAUUCAUAAAACUCACCGGUUACCACUGGCAGGGGCAAGACGGUAA
Messenger RNA from Sphenostylis stenocarpa, 222 nucleotides. The record is from the annotation of a GenBank genome assembly. NCBI's taxonomy places the organism in Eukaryota, Viridiplantae, Streptophyta, Magnoliopsida, Fabales, Fabaceae.